Vanessa tameamea is the source of this 2482-nucleotide messenger RNA. RefSeq names its product probable peroxisomal acyl-coenzyme A oxidase 1. The transcript has 13 exons. The record is from RefSeq and is a predicted model, not a curated record. Gene Ontology annotation, molecular function: acyl-CoA oxidase activity; FAD binding; fatty acid binding. Gene Ontology annotation, biological process: lipid homeostasis; fatty acid beta-oxidation using acyl-CoA oxidase. NCBI's taxonomy places the organism in Eukaryota, Metazoa, Arthropoda, Insecta, Lepidoptera, Nymphalidae. Gene Ontology annotation, cellular component: peroxisome. The coding region runs from base 156 to 2168 and encodes 670 amino acids.
ACAGUGUAGGUAUAAGAUUUUAUUGAAAAUUUUCACGUGUGUGGCGUCGAUCUUAAUUACAUUUACAUUAAACAUGUAUUCUAAUUUCUUUGACCACAGUUCAACUCGUUUCGUCGGCCAAAUAGGCGUCAAAUCAAGUCGUCUGUUUUAAAAAAAUGAGUUCAAAAAAGGAAAUAAACGAAGACCUUGUUAAUGAGAGACGUAAAUGCAACUUUAAUAUUCAAGAAGUUACACAUAUCAUUGAUGGUGGUGUAGAGAAUACUCUACAAAGAAAGAAAAUCGAGGACGUUGCUCUGAAUGGAGGUGCGUCAUUGGACGACGUCCCAGAAGAAUGCAUGAACUUGAGGGAAAGAUAUGAAAACGCUUUAAGGAAAUCUUGCGUGUAUGCUAAUAUACUUAGAAAUGAACUCCUUGAAAUUACUGGUAUAGAAAAUUUCGGAACACCAGUCAUAAGACGUACUGGAGAUGCAUUUUUCAAGGACAUUUCACCAUUCAUGUUACACCUUGGGAUGUUCGUGCCAACAAUCAUGGGGCAGUGUACUGCUGAGCAGCAGGGAAUUUGGCUGCCGAAAGCUUUAGACAUGCAGAUCAUUGGCGCUUACGCACAGACGGAGCUCGGCCAUGGGACUUUUAUUCGAGGACUCGAAACAACAGCUACGUAUGAUCCUAAGACAAAGGAAUUUAUUCUUUACAGUCCUACAAUUACUUCAUAUAAAUGGUGGGCUGGAGGGUUGGGAAGGACUGCUAAUCAUUGUAUAGUAGUGGCUCAAUUGUAUACUCAGGGUAAAUGCCAUGGCGUUCAUCCAUUCAUUGUUCAGAUCAGGGAUUUGGAUACACAUAUGCCUCUACCUGGUAUAAAAGUUGGUGAAAUUGGACCAAGAAUGGGUUUCAAUACCGCAGACAAUGGAUUCUUAGGAUUCAAUCAUUUUCGGAUACCAAGAAUGAAUAUGAUGAUGAAGAACGCACAAGUGUUGGAGGACGGUACAUACGUGAAGGUUGCGAGACAUGGUAAAUUAACUUACGGGACGAUGGUGUUCGUUAGAGUGACACUGGUGAAUGAAGCAUCGUUUAAUCUUUCCAAAGCUGUGACAAUCGCAGUACGAUAUUCUGCUGUGAGAAGACAGUCUGAGUUAAGGCCAGGGUCCGCAGAACCGCAAAUACUUGACUAUCCAACGCAACAGCAUAAGCUGUUCAUUUGCAUAGCGACCGCGCAUGCCUUCCAGCUCACUGCGAAUUGGCUCUGGCACACCUUCACCGUCGUCCAGGCUGAAAUGAGAAAAGGAAAUAUCGAUACUUUACCUGAGCUUCACGCACUAUCGAGCUGUCUCAAAGCCGUCAGCACGUCGGACGCGGCGGCGUGCAUCGAACAGUGUCGAUUCGCGUGCGGCGGACACGGAUACAUGAUGUCCUCCAACCUGCCCUACCUGUAUUCGUUCGUAGCUGCCACCAGGACGUACGAGGGCGACUACACGGUGCUGCUGCUGCAGACAGCUAGGUAUUUGGUAAAAGCGUGGGAGCAAGCUGAAGCUAAAAAGAUUGUGACUCCAACAGUUGCCUACUUGAAUCGCUGCUUCGAUACAAAUGAGAAAGUCGCCUGGACUAAUAGUCCCGAGGGAAUUAUCAAAUCAUUUCAAGCUAUUGCUGCAGGGAAAAUCUCAUUAUGUGUUAAAAACAUACGACAAAGGAUAAAAACUGGAAUGGAUUAUGAGGACGCUUGGCUUAUGACGACUGUUCAACUUGUUAGUGCAGCUGAGGCACAUUGUCGUUCAAUGAUUUUAGAUACGUACUGGAAUGAGAUGCAGAGACUAACAAAAACUUCGAGUGAUAACGUAAAGAUGGUGUUGUAUCAGCUGACCACUUUAUACUUAGUAUACUGGGCCUUGGAAAAAUCUGGUGAUCUACUACGGUAUACGUCAAUUACUGAAGGUGACAUUGAUUUACUCCAGAAGGAGUAUGAAGAUUUAUUAGUGAAAAUCAGGCCUAACGCAGUGGGACUUGUAGACGCGUUCGAUUUAAGAGAUGAGAUAUUGCGAUCUACUCUCGGAUCUUACGACGGUCGGGUGUAUGAAAGACUCAUGGAGGAGGUCCAGAAGAAUCCUCUAAACAAAGUACCCGUUGACCCAAGCUUCCAAAAAUAUUUAAAGCCCUUUAUGAAAUCUAAAAUAUGAGUUUUGGAAUUGACGAACAAAAGCACAUAGCAGUUGAAAUGGUAAAAAAAUAAAAAAUUGAAAAAAUUAUUAAUUGUCUUCUGGGGUCUGAAUAUUAAAAGAUAUUUAUUGUAAAUAGGAAUGUAUGCAUAAUUAUCCUAAUGAAUUCUAUUUUAAUUGUUAAAUACGUAGUCUGGAUAAUCUGUGUUUAAAUUAAGGAAUUAUAAUGUACUUACUGUACUUAAUAGAUUUUGUAAUCGAAAUAUAAUAUAUCUUCGGUUUUCUUUGAUAAGUUAUUGCGGGGGAUUGUGUGAAUAAAGACUGAUAAAAUUUGU